CUAAAAGCGCUUGUUUCUCCAGUACCGAAUGUUUCAACUCAUGACGUUACUCUAGUUUAAGCUCAUGUUUGCUACUCAAAGCAUGUCGAAGAAAUUCUCCAUACUGCUGGCAGUUUCUAUUACCAUUCUCUUGCUGUUGGUAGUUGUGGUAAUCGUAGUCACCGGGGGGAGUUCAUGUGCCGCUAUAAGAAAUUGCGAUUCAUUUAAGCCCAUCUGUGCCACAAAUAAAUAUGAACAUCAAUUCUUUUAUAGCCAGUGUGAUAUGGUACGAGAAAAUUGCAUGACCGGAACAAAUUGGAAACGUGAUCAUUUUUCACAUUGCAAUGUUAAUAGCUAAAUUAUACUAAAUGCUACAACAAAUUAUUUUUCUAUUACUAUUAUUUUUAAACUACCUAUUUACAUAUAAAUAUAUGUAGAUUGGAACUACAUAUAAACAUAUGUAUGGAUGUUAAAUAUAAAGUUUUAAUUUAAAUUAGUUUUAAAUAUACUACCAAACAAAUGCCUUUAUUAUUAAUAUGCCAAAAACCAAAGUCAAUUGUGUUCUAAAUAAACUAAAAUAUAAUUUUAAUAAUAAUUAUUUUUAUAAACUUAACUAAA
Messenger RNA from Calliphora vicina (urban bluebottle blowfly), 597 nucleotides. RefSeq lists its product as uncharacterized. Bases 65 to 337 code for a protein of 90 amino acids. The record is from RefSeq and is a predicted model, not a curated record. Gene Ontology annotation, molecular function: protein binding. The transcript is spliced from 2 exons. Lineage: Eukaryota; Metazoa; Arthropoda; Insecta; Diptera; Calliphoridae.